GUAUUUAUGUCUGGUUCCAAAUCUAUAUAUCUCAUGUUAUAGUCGUAAUUAUAUUUAAAUCCAACCUUAAGUACGCAAUCCAAAUAAAGUAGCCCUAGCAUUAACACAGGUGUCGGGUCAACAAAGCCAAUCACGACAUCCACCAAACUAGAUAAUAGGCACUUCCUAUUACACACAAAAACAUGUGUUGAUAACUUCUCUUCCUCCAAAAAAGAAAAAGAAAAAGUGUUGAUGCUACUUUCUGAAGCAGCUCUAUUAUCUCCAAGAUUCCUCCAGCCAAUUCCAAUUUGAAGAUUCCGAAGCAUGACGACGAAAACCCAGAAGAAAUCGAGAAGCUCAUCGAAGAAGUCCAAGAGAGAAUCAGUUUCGGUCCGCAUCAUCGAUGAGAAAACGCCUCUGCUGCUUCACAAGAAGGCGGAGAGCAGCAGUUUCUCCCACCAAGAAGCAGACGGAGCUUCCUUCACCGGAGCCGUAUUCAACUUGUCCACCACCAUAAUCGGCGCCGGCAUCAUGGCAUUGCCGGCCACCAUGAAGGUCCUCGGCCUCGCCCUCGGGAUUGCAGCUAUUGUGUUUGUCGCCUUCCUCACAGAGCUCUCCAUAGCCAUGCUGCUCCGCUUCAGCAAAGCCGGCGCCGUCGCCUCCUACGGCGGCGUCAUGGGGGACGCGUUCGGCGCCGUCGGCCGGAAAGCCUUGCAGGUCUGCGUGGUCGUCAAUAAUAUUGGGGUGCUAAUUGUCUACAUGAUCAUAAUCGGCGAUGUCGUAUCCGGUUCGACUUCGAGCGGAGUUCAUCACCCCGGUCUGAUGGAGAGCUGGUUCGGGCAACAGUGGUGGACCGGCCGGUUCUUCGUGCUGGUUGUCACUACGCUUGGGAUUUUCUCUCCAUUAGCGUGUUUCAAGCGUAUCGAUUCUCUGCGGCACACCUCUGCGGUGGCUGUUUUUCUUGCAGUGGUUUUCCUGGUCAUAACCGCAGGCAUCGCCGUCGCGAAAUGGAUGCAAGGAACCAUGAUGCCGCCGCGGCUCCUCCCCAAUAUCUCCGACAUGAAUUCAAUCUGGACGCUCUUCACCGUCGUCCCUGUCCUUGUCACCGCCUACGUCUGCCAUUUCAACGUGCACAGCAUUGAGAAGGAGCUAGAAGAUGCUUCAAUGAUAAAGCCAGUGGUUCGAACAUCACUGGCACUCUGCUCAGUGAUUUACAUCAUGACGAGCUUCUUCGGGUUCCUGUUGUUUGGCGAUGGCACGCUGGAUGAUGUGCUCUCCAACUUCGACAAGGAUAUGGGCAUCCCCUUGAGCUCCCAGCUCAAUGAUGCUGUUCGUGUCAGCUACGCGCUCCAUCUCAUGCUUGUUUUCCCUGUCAUUUUCUACCCUCUCCGCCUCAACUUAGACGGCCUCCUCUUCUCCUCCUGCUCCAUCCCUCUCACGGCCGACAACCUGCGCUUCAGCUCACUCACCAUUGGCCUCAUGUCCCUCAUCUUCUUGGGCGCCAAUUUCAUUCCCAGCAUUUGGGACGCCUUUCAGUUCACUGGUGCAACCACUGCUGUGUGCAUCGGCUUCAUCUUUCCUGCUGUCGUCGUCUUAAGGGACGCUCAUGGCAUCACCUCGUGGAAACACAAGACUUUGGCUGUGUUCAUGGUUGGUUUGGCUGUGUUCGCUAGCUUGGUGGCAAUUUACAGUGAUGCGUACGCCAUCUUCAAGAGGAACGCAACGCCUACACGCGAAUAGUCUCUCACGAAGAGGAAGUGGCGGGAAGAUGGAUCAGAAAAUGUGUGAUAUAUGGCUUGAAGAUGGAUAUUGACCUGAGUUGGUUUCAAGAAUUCAGGCAUCAUUUCUGCGUGGUAAUAAGUGUGUUAUGUUGAUUUCCAAACAAACUAGAUUUAUUUAUAUAUUCAGAGGUUUAUGUGUUAACAGUUUUGGUCCACCUUAUAAUAGUAUUCUUCAACUAUAUAUGUUUCUUCAAGUGUAAUACGAUAUUUGAUGCUGAGAUUGGUAAGAGAAGAAAACAAUGAUCUUUGUUUCAUCCCUUGUAACAGUUUGAGUGAAUGUUUCCAUCAAAAAUUUUAACCACAGUUUUCAUUCA
Messenger RNA from Salvia miltiorrhiza (redroot sage), 2074 nucleotides. Its product is annotated as amino acid transporter AVT6A-like. The transcript has 5 exons. The coding region runs from base 304 to 1719 and encodes 471 amino acids. Gene Ontology annotation, molecular function: amino acid transmembrane transporter activity. Gene Ontology annotation, biological process: amino acid transmembrane transport. The record is from RefSeq and is a predicted model, not a curated record. Lineage: Eukaryota; Viridiplantae; Streptophyta; Magnoliopsida; Lamiales; Lamiaceae.